AUGAACGCAACCAUGCUGGCCAUGCUGCUGUUCUCUUUCUUCUUGUUCCUCCCUUGCAUGGGCUUCCAACCAGCCCUCAAGGUCCACGAUCUUGACUCCACCCUCUCUGACCUGACAGGUAUCGAACUCUCUUCCAACAAGGUUCGCAUCACCGAAGGCAUGCACACCAUCAUUGACACCAUGCACAAAGUCGAGAAGCUCCCUUCAUGUCAGAAGCUGGCUUCGAAAGCUCUCCUUAACACUUGCUCUGAAAUUGAUCAUGCUACUAGUCUCGCUACUGACAAAGGUGUCGAUGUCAUGCUCGAACGCUCCAAGUCCAUCUAUGCUACGCGUCUGGCUAUCUGCGAACUCAUGGAUGCCAACGCCAACAUUCCCUCAUCUUGCUCACCCUUCAGGCCUGUCGAGCAUGCUUCGAAGUUCAAUGGUUUCCGAGGUUUCAUUGUCAACGGUCGCUUCACCAGACCCACAGCUCCUCGCGAUUUUGAUGACAGUCGAGAUCUUGAUGAUUGCUCCGCUUCUCUUUCCUCGCAACCUGUGUGGUGGACUAGCUACUCAAACGCUCGCCAAAACGCGGUCCUGCUCUGCCAUUCUAUGAGGGCGGAACUGGACAAGGAUGACAUGAUCGAGAAAAUGAAGCUCAUGUUCGAGGCAGUCUUGGAAGCAUCCAGUGUCAUGGCAGACACGACUGAUGAGCACCGCGCUUUCGAGAAGCAAUGGACUGAAAUGGGCAAGAACAUGCAGGCCUUUCAUCUUGCGCUAAAUACAGAUCUUGACAUGCAGAGUCGCAUUGUUCAACAGUGGGCAAGUUUCCAAGCCAAUGUUCAGGACCUCGACGACAAUAUCCAAAACCUUGGCAGGGAUGUCGAAAGAGUCCGCNGAAGUAGGUUGAGUAUCUCUAUCACCAUUCGACUUGACGCUGACGGAAAGCAGACAUCUUCUCAUAUCACUUCGGACCUUGAAAGCCAUCGUCUCCGGGCUCAGGAAGCACAAGCAGACGUGACCCAGCACCUCGGUCAGGUUCUUGACAUUGCCGUACAGAUUGAUCGGUCUCAUGNNGAACUUGCAUAUACGCUGGCUCGUAACGCCGACACUGCGAGGGCACUUCACCGCCAGACCGAGAUUCUGCUAGACGCCAUAUUCACUGUGACGGAAAACGUGACAGACGCCGCAAGAACCGUUUCUGAAUUCCACAACGAUAUCCACAACCUACCUACCAAAGUCAUCCAACAAGUCUUCGAAGCUUCGCUCGGUGGCUUCCCUUCCGGCUGCGUAUCGGUUGUGCUACUGUCUAUCUUAUGGUGUCUCGCAUUUGCUGCUCUCGACACUUGGGGCCUGUUACGCGCAAGAAGCUCGGUCGUUGCAUCGCUCGGCAUGGCAAUCGCCUUCACUUAUCUUGUGCUCGCAAUCCCUCAGAUCGCCGAAGCUCCCGCAAUCAGUGUCCUAGGCAUUGUCGCAGUCACGUCCACUGCAGCCUUUGUUUGCAAGCUUUGGUACAAACAACAGAAGAUCUCGAAUUCGUCAACUCUUUUGAACAGCGUCAACGAGGACUUGAAGCAAUCAGUCCCACUGUCGCAGCCACUUUCCAACACUGGUCCACUCCUUCCUUGA
Molecule: messenger RNA, 1608 nt
Organism: Aureobasidium uvarum
Lineage: Eukaryota; Fungi; Ascomycota; Dothideomycetes; Dothideales; Saccotheciaceae
Source: the annotation of a GenBank genome assembly